Molecule: messenger RNA, 252 nt
Organism: Prunus armeniaca (apricot)
Lineage: Eukaryota; Viridiplantae; Streptophyta; Magnoliopsida; Rosales; Rosaceae
Source: the annotation of a GenBank genome assembly
AUGAGUGGUCUCAAGCUCUACGGAGAAGCUCUCGUAGGCGCAGAAGCGCAUGCGGAGAGACUCGUGGGACGUAGAAGGACGGGAAUUACAAAUGAAUAUGACGACUCAUUUUCCCUUUACCGAAAAGCAGGGCCAGCAGCAGCAGCAAUGGUUAAAAGAAAAGAGGCAAGAAAUACUAGGGGUACUUUUGUCUAUUCACGAGCUCUCGUUCCUAAAAUACAGGCACUCCCUCAGACAGAAAGAAACAAGUAA